AUGUCUGAUCAGAUGAUCGAAAAUUUACAGCAUCUCGACUCUCGUCUCUUUGAAAAAAAAAAGAUUAUUGUGCUUAUUCAAAUAAUAUUUGUAUCAAGAGAGAUGAGUGGACUAUUAAACGGAAUCAAACAAUUUAUUCGUACUCCAAAGAAAAAAGAAUUUGAAUUACUUGGUGAUGAAGUUACACAAGAUAUGAUUGACAGUUCUGACUUUAUGGCAUUGAUGGACAAGUUUGAAAGUGCUAAAAAAUCAAUGUCUGAAAGCAGCUGCAAACCAAGAUACAUUUCCUUUAAUCAACGUGUAUUUGACAAGAAUAUUGAUUGGCUGACCCAACGAAUUCAAAAGUAUAAUGUUGCCACCACUUCCAAUAUCGAAUACAAGAGAUCGGGACAUCUUGUCAUUCCCAUGGAAUCGUUUAUGACAUUUUUGCAACCAUUAUUCAACAAAAUAGUAGAUUGCGUCAAGACUCAAAUGCUACAAUGGGAUUGUAUCAAGAAACCAAAUUUCAUCUUUAUGAUUGGUGGUUUCAGUGAAAACUACUUUCUACAAGAAUUGGUAAAGAAAGAGUUUGCAUACACUGGUGCCAAAAUCAUCGUUCCAACCAGACCAUCAUUGUCUGUCGUCAAGGGUGCAUGUAGAUUCGGUCUCCAUCCAUCUGUCAUUACCAAACGUACAUUGCAAAGAACAUAUGCUGUCGAAACGGCAAACAAGUUUAACCCAGAAAAACACGUAGGGAUACCAUAUGUAUAUAAUAUCUGCGAUUCAUUUGUUUGGGCUGGACAGUCGGUUGGCAUUGAUGAAAUAAUAACCCGAACCUACUGGCCAACCAGUGUAACCCAAAAUGCUAUCAGAGUUGCUAUAUUCUCCUCGCUCUUGUCCGAUAUAAAAUACACAACUGACCCAGGAAUUUCCUUUGCCGCCGAAUUAUUAAUUCCACUCCCACCAGGUGACACUAAGGAUGAGAAAUCGGUUAAUGUCUCAAUGAAGUUUGGUGCCACCGAAAUAUUUGUUACCGUCGUUCAAACUAAAACCCUUCAAAAAAUAGAAGCUACAAUAGACUUUACAAUCAAUCGAGAGGAAGCUGACAGAAGAAAUAACUUUCAUUCAAGUUAA
Molecule: messenger RNA, 1113 nt
Organism: Cavenderia fasciculata
Lineage: Eukaryota; Evosea; Eumycetozoa; Acytosteliales; Cavenderiaceae
Exons: 1
Coding region: 1-1113 (370 amino acids)
Source: RefSeq, a predicted model, not a curated record